CGGCCUGACUUCCGCUUCCGCUUUGCGGGGAGAGUCCUCCGGCGCUGCCGCCGCCGCCUUUUCUUCCUCCGGAGCCUCGGCGAGAGGGCCAUAGAGCGGUAGGGCUAGAGCGUCUCCCCGUUUUGCCUGUCUCGCUCUCUGCAUUGCCAAGGAGACGGAGAUCCCGGGCGGAGCCUCCUUCAAGACGGAGCCAGGCCCAAGGAGGGCGAGUCUCCUCUCCUCUCCUGGAAGCCACCUUGGUUUCUGAGUCCAGGAGGAAGAGGGCUUAAUCCUGACCUUUGACCUUCAGGUUCAACCUCUGACCUCCCUCCCUGUGUGUGACCUUUGAACCCAUCCUGAGCAGAGGAGUCCUUGGUUUCUUCUUUUCCUCUUCCUCCUCCAAAGGCAAUCUGUUCCUCUCUCUCUCUCUGUGCCUUCUCUCUUUAUUACAUUUCCAGAUCUCCUUCUUGGACCUGUUAUUAUCGUUAUUAUCAAGAAACAUCCGCUGAAAGGCCAUUUGCAAACAGUGGGUUGCCUUACUUUCCCACCCAUUUUGUCAAGAUUCCUCCAUUUGGCAAAGAGGAAAAGCCUUGGCUAUGCCCCCAGGUUGGGGGAAGAAGCGGGGAGGCUGAAAGGCCUGCUUUGGACCCGGGGGGCUCCGGUGGGACUGCGGCCGAUCCGUCAUCAUCCGCCGGCUUCGAGUCUUAAUACGCCUGGGACCUAGAACAGAGGAACCCGAGGAGCGUCGCCUGUGGAGAGAAGGAACAUCGAGGUCGAAUUAUCCGAGUGUUUCUCAAAAUGGCUGCCUUGCCUAGGUGGCCACAGACUGGGAAUGCAGUGCACUAGGGAGAGCAGACCCAUGAUAUAGGAGCAGCUUGGGAGAGCCCCACAAAGCAAGCUGGGUUCUUUUGUGCUUGGAUACAGGGGACCCAUUGCCUUAAAGGGUCUUUGGGAUUUUUCUUGACCUGGACAGUCUGCUCACACAACAUUAGCCAGUUACACCCUGAAGGUGUCACCAGGAAGCUUGUGGUGUGUGGGGGAGAACACAGCUACUUUCCCCACUGCCUGCACCAACCACUGCCACCACCAUGUCGACCUCUUCCCUGCGCCGUCAGAUGAAGAACAUUGUCCACAACUACUCUGAAGCAGAGAUCAAGGUGCGAGAGGCCACAUCAAAUGACCCAUGGGGCCCCUCCAGUUCCCUCAUGUCUGAAAUCGCUGACCUCACCUACAAUGUGGUGGCCUUCUCUGAGAUCAUGAGCAUGAUUUGGAAGCGCCUCAAUGACCAUGGCAAGAAUUGGCGUCACGUCUAUAAGGCCAUGACACUGAUGGAAUACCUGAUCAAGACAGGUUCAGAGCGAGUGGCUCAGCAAUGCAAGGAGAACAUCUAUGCCAUUCAGACGCUAAAGGAUUUCCAGUAUGUUGACCGUGAUGGCAAGGACCAAGGGGUCAAUGUGCGGGAGAAGGCCAAGCAGCUGGUGGCCCUUCUUAAAGAUGAUGAGCGGCUCAAAGAGGAGCGGGCCCAUGCUCUCAAAACCAAGGAGAAGCUGGCCCAGACUGCAACUGUUUCUUCAGCUUCCACAUCUUUGGCAAAUGCCCCAGUGGAAGCGGAGCAGGCUUGGCCCCAGAGCAGCGGGGAGGAAGAGCUGCAGCUACAACUGGCGCUGGCCAUGAGCAAAGAGGAAGCGGAGCAGGUAAGCGCCAAGCCCCCUGCAGUGGCCGACGAAGACCUACAGCUCCAGCUAGCCCUUAGCUUGAGCAAAGAGGAACAUGACAAGGAAGAGCGGAUCCGGCGCGGGGAUGACCUACGACUCCAGAUGGCCAUUGAGGAGAGCAAGAAGGAGACUGUGCCCACUAAAGAGGAGUCGUCCCUGAUGGAUCUCACUGAUGUCUUCACCACUCCACCUACUGCUGAUCCCUGGGGUGCCACUCCUGCUCCAGCUGACCCCUGGGGUGGUCCUGCCCCAGCUGUAUCCGCAGCUCCCACUGACCCAUGGGGACCAGCCACUACCGGAGCAGCCUCCACAGGAGAUCCAUGGGGGACCACCACGGCACCUCCUGCAGCUCCUUCAGACCCAUGGGGAGGGCCCCCAACUGCAAGCACUGACCCCUGGAAACCUGAAGGUGGGGUUUCUGCUGGGACAACAACAGCCCCAUCCACAGACCCAUGGUCAUCCACUCCAGCUCCUGCAUCCCAGGGGAAACCAGCACCUGAUCCUUGGGCUCCAGCAUCUACAUUUUCAGAUCCCUGGAGUGGUUCCCCUUCCAAACCCAGUACCAAUGGCACUGCAACUGGCGGAGGCUUUGAGCAGUUUGGUGGUCCUGGGGACGGGGAUGAAUUCUCAGAUUUCGACAGCCUGCGCCCAUCGCUGCCCAAAUCCGGGAGCAGCACAGGUGAGCUCUCACUCUUAGCCGGCGAGGUGCCUAUUUGCCGGCCUGGGAGUGGCACUGACAGCCCCAAUGCUUUUGACAUGGCAGCUAUGAGUGGAUCACUCCAAGAGACCUCCAAGCCAACACGUAAGACUCCAGAGUCCUUCCUGGGUCCCAAUGCUGCCCUUGUUGAUCUGGACUCAUUGGUCAGCAAACCCACUGCCCUUUCUAGCAGCACGAAAGCCUCCAAUCCCUUCCUACCUGCCGGUUCAGCCUCAGCCCCUGCUCCAUCUGCCUCAGCUACAAACCCCUUUCAGGCAACAGCAGCUGCUCCGCUUUCGCUCAACCAACUCCGCGUCAGUCCAGUUCUCCCUUUAUCCCAGCCAGCACCUCCUGCCUUUCCUGCCACUGCUCCUAUGGUCUCAGUCUCCCCCAUGGCCCCUGGGAUGCCCUUAGCCACUGUUUCCCCAAUAGUUGGGGUUCAGACCAUGGGGGCUGUUCCAUCUAUGGGGCUCCCUGCCAUGGGAAUGGCCCCUCAGAGUGUGGCACCUUCAGGCGUGAUCCCCAGCAGCACCUCUGCUUCCACCAUGGGGAGCACCAACCCUUUCUUGCUAUAAUCAGUGGGAACCUUCUAGCCCUUGGGUCACUACCCCCACCCCUUCGCCCUGUUUUCCCAAUUUGCAAUGGGGGCCCCUCAAAUUCCACCCACAAAAGUGGGGCAGCCAAACUUGGGCUAUGUGGGGGAUGGAAGGAAGGGGAGAGACUUGCGUCCUUUAUCACAAGCUCCUCCACUCCCAUGAGAGGGGCAGGAGGGACAUUCCCCUUUUUAGUUAUUUGGGGGGGGGGGUGAGGCAUAAAACUGCUCCCUUGCUGCUUUUUGAAGCAGUUGGGUGAGUAUGUUUUGGCUACUCUAGCGCAGUCGCCAGCAGUAGCAAUCCCUACUAAUUCUCAUUGAGUUUGUUUGGGGGGGAUGCCAGAAGGGAGACGCUAAGAAACAGCAGCCAAACUGGGGAAUGGGAGAAGGGUGGGUAGGAAAAGCAGGGGAAUCUUCUCCAAAAUCUUGGGGGUUAUUUUAUGUCCUUUCCCAUGCUUACCAUAGUAAAUACCCAUCCCAUUUUGGAUGGAAUGGCAAGUUUGGAAUAUUUUUAGCCUCACCCUCACUUUGGCUCAUAAAUCUCUUCCCUGCCCAUGAAAAAGAGCUACAGGCCAUUCUUUAAGCCCUUACAAAUGAAGUUUUCUUGGGUGGGGGAGGGAGGGCACACUGCCCUUUAAAUUAAAGGUAUCUCUGUUUUUUAAGCCCUUCAUCCCAACAUCCAAAUGUUGAUUAAAUCUUGGCGAAUCGAUUCAAUCUUCCUCCCACCCCAUUCCCACCUCUGGGACCAGCCUUUGUCUGCCUGAAGGGCAGAGGUGGGGGUGAAGUAGGUUAUGGUUGAGAUCGGUGCAGCCAUUUGCUAAGCUGGAAAUGGAUCGAGACACCAGGAAUAUAUUUGUCUCCUCCAUUCCUGGGGGCCAAGAGGAAUACCACUACUUUGAGGUCAGAGACCAAAGCUGGAGCUAAAAAGCAAACCUGGACCAUGCUACUGGGGGGCCAGAAGGGAGUCAGGACUACACCUGGCCCCUUGCCCACUCCCAAUGCUGAGAGAGAGAGAGAGUGACCACCAUUUGUAAGCAGCAUGGAGUCCCUUUGAUGCAGCACACUUGGGAGAAGAGCCUUGGAACAGCCAACAGAGCCUACUGUGAAGGGGGAACCUGGAAACUGUUAAAGGAUUCUGUGAGUCUCAAAACUUUGUCAAAAGGCACAACUUGACAAGGUGAAACUUGUGUCUUACUUGGAGAUCCAGGGAGAGCAGAAGCCCUUGUGGAUUUCAAGGGCUGUGGAUUUAAAGGACCUCCUUUUCCUCAUCUGUGAACAAUGGCAAGUCCAAAGAAGGACUCAGAAGGAGGAGUGUAGAAAAAGUGAUCAGUGCCCCUGCAAAGGACACAGUGUGUAUAUGCACUUUCUCUUUCUUUCUCCUUUGUCUUUCUCUCACCAACAAUGCACAUUGCUUGAAAAGUUUGGGAUAGAGAAGACAGACACCCUCAAGCCAUCAGACAGCACUCAACACACAGGGUGUGAACUAACACAACCUGUACCAUCACAGCUUUCCACACAUGACUUUCCUUUCCUCCCCACGCUGCAGCCUGCUCCCAUGUGCCACGCGGGAGUGCUGUGCAUGGCAUCAAAUGGAGCCCUGCUGCCUUGGUCUGACCAGCACAGAGCAGAGAAGCCUCAACUUUAUUCUGUAGACUGGUUAAACAAAGGGAGGGUGUUUCCACCUCCUGCAGAAGCCACUUAUGGAGAAGUGGGGAUGGGUCAAAGGCUGUUUGUGUGUAUGUGUGUAUGAGCGUGUGUGUAUGUGUUGCUGCUGUGAUUGUCAGUUCCUGUUUAAUGCUACAGGGGGCACUCAUUAGUACCUGGGUCAGUCUGCUAAAACCUUUGUUCCCUUCCCCUCUAUUCCUGGAAAAAAAUGUUGCAGUUGUGUUUCCUACUUCUCCCUGCCCCUCUUCUCUUCUCCCCCCCCCAAAAAAAAACAAUCAUGCCAGGGGAUAAUUUGACUCCCCACACCACGUAUAUUUGAAGAAUCAUUGUGUUGUUGGCUGGGGCCAGGCAGAGUGAUCUUGGCUGUGUGUGACACUCCUGUUGGCUCUGUCUCUCUCCCUCCCCUGCCAUUCUGAUCCUCAACCCACUCUGGUAUGCAUCAGGAAAACACUCUUAAUGAAUUGAAAUAAAUGGAAAUUCUUCUAUGGUACCCAAAGGCUUUGCCCCCUCUCCUGGGUUUGCUUUUGUGGGAGGUAGGCAGGGCUAGUCUCAGAUGACAGUUGCUCCUUCGGUUAGACUAAGGCUGGGCAGUCUGGAGUCCUUUGGGUCUUAAACUGCAACCUUAACCAGUGGUGAGUGGUGAUAGGAAUGAAUGUCAAAUAACAUCUGGAGGGCAUUAUUUUUCUACCCCGAUCGAGACCAUCAUAGUGUGCAGUGUGCUUCUUUGAACUAAAUGAGCCUCAUCUGGGGUGAUAAAGCCUU
Messenger RNA from Sceloporus undulatus (fence lizard), 5410 nucleotides. RefSeq names its product epsin 1 (gene EPN1). The transcript has 11 exons. Gene Ontology annotation, cellular component: plasma membrane; endosome; clathrin vesicle coat. Gene Ontology annotation, molecular function: phospholipid binding; clathrin binding. The record is from RefSeq and is a predicted model, not a curated record. Bases 1068 to 2966 code for a protein of 632 amino acids. Lineage: Eukaryota; Metazoa; Chordata; Lepidosauria; Squamata; Phrynosomatidae. Gene Ontology annotation, biological process: endocytosis.